AUCGCGUAGUCAAAGGAAAUUGCAUCAACUACUUGUUUAGCUGAUUAUCCACAAUUUAACAUCCCUGAUUUCAAGGCACCAUUCAAGCUGAGGUGGAGCAUUGAUACCCCUCCAGUGAUAGGGAGAAAAGAGGGGGAGAAGGGAACAGCUCCAUGGGUGCUUGGUAGGUUAUAGAUUGUUGAAAUAAGCUGUAAGUCCAGUGUCUCCAUUCAGCCCAGGAGUUUUGAGAGUUAUGAAUUUAAGCUCCCACAUUCAUGACUAAUGAGCUAUGUUAAUUUAUAUGCAUUACUGGCUUUGUUUUCCACCACUUUUAUCUCACACCAUGAAAAGCAGUGUGCCUAGAUGGCAACCCAGGAUUCAGAAAAUGAUUUAAUAAUUUACAUAUAAAAAGAUACAUUGUUAAAAAAAAACACAGUCUUGACAAUGGGGAAAUUAUUUUCUGUAACACAUUAUGUAUGUUUUCUUCUACCUUAGAUCUUCACUUAUCAGUGGGGGGAAAACCCACUUCAAGAGAAAAUGGACUACAAAACGUUACCUGUGGCGAUGUGGAAUGAGUAUCACGUCAGUGCUUGGCUAGAGUCCAUUGGAAUAAAAGAGGAAUAUGUGAAAAAGCUAAGGGAAGUAGAAGUAACUGGUCCGGUGCUUAGAAAAAUAAAUGAAUCUUUCCUCAAAAACAUUGGUAUGAAAGAAGGCCAAAUCUAUGUACUUAUAUGUGAGAGAGAUGAACUUUUGGAAUAUUUGAGCAAAAAAACAAGUGCAGAGCAAGCAGAAAAUCCCACCUUUAAGGCUACAGAAAUUUUGAGUCACCCUGGUAGCACAACUCAUGCUCAGAAAAAGAAAGUGAAAGCCAAGAAUUCUAAUAUACCUGCAAUGACUAAUGUGCCCGCUGAAAAGAGAGAGAGUAGCACAAAAACCAACCAAAUCACAGGGCCUAAAAAUGUAGCAAGUUGUCAAGCAACAUCUCACCAGAACACAGCUUCAGAAAUAGACAUCUCUGGUACAGUAGAAGAGUCUAGGAGGGAAGAGACAGAAAAAUCACUGUCUGCUCUUAUCAAAUCAGAAAAUGGAACAAGUCAUUCAGUGCAUAAAAAAAGAGCCCAAGCUUUAACUCUCAGCAGAUUUCGACCAUUUGGUACUCAAGAUAUUAAUUUUAAGUAUGUGAAAAACACAGUCUUAUCUCCUGAAACAGGAGUCAUUGAUUUGAUCACUCCUUGCCACGAAUACAAAUCUUUUGUUAUUGCUGCAGAGCUCGACCAGCCACGGCUGCAAGCAAAGUUUGCCUUCGAAGUGAUUCGAUUUGCCUCAGCCUGCAUGAAUAUCCGAAGUAAUGGAACGAUACACUUUGGUGUCAUGGACAGGUUUGAAGGUGACAAGGAUUAUGAACAUGGGCAGAUAAUAGGGGUUCCAGUUAGCAACAGAGACAUCUAUGUUGAUGCCCUGGAUAAAAACAUUGCAAAAUGUUUCAGUGCAUCUGACCAAGAAGCUGCAAGGAAUUGCAUUCGCCCUCCUGUUUUUACUGAAGUGAUUGAGAAGGACACUGAAGACCAGAGCUUUGUUGUGGAGGUUGACAUUGAACCAUCAUACAGUACAGUGAAGGGGAAGAUUUUUGAAGUAUGCUUACCUAGAUUUAAUGAAGAAAGCAAUAAGACCAUCUAUGAAAAAAAACCAGUUCUCUAUCAAAGACUUAAUGCCAAAUCUGAACCUGUAAAGAAUGAAGAACAAACGGAUUUUACUCUGGGUUCACAAGAGAGGGAUGUCAGAAGAGAAAUGGCCGAGUCCUCUAGUAAUGAGGAUGCUAUGGAAAUAUCCCAAAAUUUAGGGCGUAAGUUAUUAGUCCUAUUAAAUGAUGGCAAGAACUAUAUAGAUGACUACCUGAGUUACAUCCUUGUCACAAACAGAUGUGGAAAGGAAGAUCUUAAGUCUAUCAACUUUUUAAUGCGCAUGAAUAUUUUCUGUGUAUUUGAUUUUGAUGAGGAUUCCAGUGUAUCGGGUUUACAUGCCAGAUACAAAGAGCACCAUACAACAAAUUUGCAUUUCUUGCAAAAUUAUGCCAAUGAAAACAAGAUGAACACCACCGAAUUUAAAAAACAUUUGGGCCUAGAUGAUUAUACCACCUGGAUAUUUUGUAAUGGACGUAGUGACUUCCGUGGGGAUGAAAAACCUUGUGAUGACAAUACUUGGAUUAGAACGAAAAAGAAGUAUCUUAAGAAAGCUGUUUCAUUUAUCUGUGAUGAAAUCCUUCCUAAAGGAUCUUUUGUGGUACUUUUCCUCCUGUUCUCACCUGUGGAGAAGCCCAUAGUAGAUACCUUCCAGGAAUUCUAUACAGAAAUGAAUGGUAUGGAUUAUAUCAUAUGCAUUGCAGAGUCCAAAGAAAAUUAUGAGAAGUGGGCUAACCUAGCUCAGGCAUCAUGUAAUAUUGAGACACUACAAGAGAGAAGUAUUGUGGGCAUGAAGCUGAGUCAUGUAGAUGCCACUAUUCAAAACAUGAUGCCUUCUACAGUAUGUCCCAGACAUUUACCAGUUUCUACAAAAGGUCUGUGUAUACUUCCAACACUGGAAGAAGAGAAAAUGUUUUCCCUUGAAAUUUUGUGUACAAAUCAAUGUGAUGAUAUCAAAGAGGAUUGGAGCUGUGGAGAAGUCAUUGAACGGGAGACCUGCGAGGAGGUUCAUAAAAUCUUAGAUGACAUUUUGUAUGGAAACAGAAUUAGGUAUUCUGUGGCUAAAAUAAAAAUCUUUCAUCAACCUGGAAGUGGAGGAAGCACCAUUGCAAGGCAAGUUCUAUGGAAAAGAAGAAAGGAUUUAAGAUGUGCUGUGGUCAAAUCCACAUACCCAGUUGCAACUGUCUGCCAGCAUGCAGUUAAUUUUAGAGAAUAUGAUGAAAACGACGUGAAGAAUUCUCUCCCGGUCCUCCUCCUGGUUGAAGACUAUGACGAAGAUUAUUUAGAGGAAUUAAAAUAUGAUUUAACGGAUGCAAUGGCAGCUCGAAGAAGUCAUUUUUCCAAGCCUUGUUUCAUCCUUAUGGGUUGUAAGCGAUCUAAUGUCCCUGAAAAGCUUUGCAAAGCUUCUCCCCUUGAUACAGUUGCUGUCACUCACAAACUGACAGACCAAGAGAAACACCUGUUUAAAACCAAAAUUGAAAAACUUAAAAAGCAGAAAGACUUCAAACCUGAAUUUAUUCUGACAUUUGUCCUAAUGAGUGAGGAGUUUAAUGAAACAUAUGUGAGGGAGUUUGUAGAGCAUUUGUUGCAAGGCAUAGACCCUUCUUCCCUUGUUACUAAUUUAAUGAAGUAUGUUGCUUUGCUCAAUUCGUAUGUACACAAUUCAUACAUUUCAUUGUCACACUGUGAGGCUUUUCUAGGGCUGGGGGCAUAUACCGAAAAGAGACUGAGAGAGUAUGAUUUUAAAAAUAACUUAAGUGAACAGGCAAGACUUAUUUUCAUUGAAUUAAGAGCACAUACCACUUAUAUUUCAUGUAUCCAUAUCAUACAUCACCUGGUUGCUAAGGAAAUUCUGCAUCAGCUCUUAGGAGAUCAGCCUCAGAGUCAAAUUGCUAUGAAUCUUCUCCAGGAAAAAUCACUGUUACACCAUAGAUUUGGACAAGAAGAGUUUAUAAAGUUCAUCAGAGAUCUGUUCAUACGUCGCGACAAGAAGAGCAGAGGAGACAAUACUGACAGCCUCUUCUCACCAUUCAUUGAGCAUGUUUGUAAGGUUGAAAAUUCUGAAAAAGCGAUAGAGGUUUUAAAAGCUGCCUAUGAAUGCCUGGGAAAAGAUGCCUUCUUUGCCCAGCAGCUUGCUCGACUGCAUUAUAAUUAUGAAAGAUUUGAGGAUGCAGAAUUUUGGGCUAGGAUAGCCAAAUCUCAAUUGCCAAAUGAUUCCUUUAUUUUGGAUACGGAAGGGCAAGUGUACAGAAAAUGGUUUAGUUUUACCGUGGACAGAAAGACAGAUGAGCCCACUCCUGAUGAAGUCAUUCAGAUGAUAGAAAUUGCUCUUAAAGCUAUGAAAUGCUUCAGGGCUGCACAACAGGCUGCAAAGGCAGAGAUUGACAGCAUGAAUAACGCUGGUUACUUUGGCGAGGUUGAAGUGGGAUGUCGGCUACUAAAAUUUCUGUCUACUCUUAAGAUAUUUCCCAGAAACCCUCAAAGGGAGCAUUCUGAGCUUGUGCAUUAUUUGCUAACAGAUUACAUUCCUGAGGAAAUUAGAAAACCGUGGGGAAAGCUUCACAGUCGUUUAAAAGGCUUACGCCAGAACAUUUAUGAUGCUCUAGAGUGGAUUUCGGAAGAUCUCUGUUACUUCCAAACAGAUAAAAACCAGAACAAAGAAAAUGAGGCCGAGGAAAAGGAAGAACAAGUUUACAAUCCCAGAAGGUGGUUGAAAAGACAGUCCGAGGUGUAUGCCAAAUUCUUUACCUCAGACUCUCUUAUUGUGGUAAAAAAUUCUCAAUCUGAAACCCAGCUAGUCAAACAUAUGAACAUUUAUAAGUAUGGUGGUGGCAGCAUCUCUACCAUUCUUUCAUUAUUGUCAGAUUCAAAGGAUGAGAGGUCAGGUAAUAAGCUAGAAAAAAUAAUUAGCUUAUACCCAGAUAAUCCAGAGAAAGAAAUCUUGGAGGACAUUGAUCUCAUCAAUUACAUUUUGUCUCAUAUCACAUUAGCAUGUGUAUCUCCUGGAUCUUCCAAACUUCUUCCACUUCAAACACUUAGAGAACUCAGCAGUAGAUUCUUUAAACUGAGAAGAACAGCUUUUCCAGCAAGUGCCCAUUUUUUGCUCACUUUAUUGUACUGGCCAGAUGAUGCAUUAGACAGAGAAUGUAAUCCAGAGAAAGAUGAUAUUCUCAUAUCUGCGCUUCGAUCCAUGAAGCACUUGUAUGAUGUCAAGAUGAAAAACGUUGCUCCAAGGAAAAAGAGAAUCUACACACAUUUUUUCCUGGGAAAAGGCAGUGGUGUAGGCAAGAUUGUGCAUAGAACUAAAAUUGAUAAAUUAAUAAAGGGCUCCUUAGAUGAACGACGAAUGAAGUGGCUAUAUGGAGAUGUAUGGAAAAUAGGCGAAGUUCAUAGUGUCUUAGAAAGAGUGAUUGGCUGGACAGAGAAUGGAAAAGUAUUUGCACGGGGUCACGCUGGGCGGAUUCAUAUUUUGCCUUUGCAUUUUGAUUCAGUGCCUCCAGGAAAUGAAAAUGUGACAUUUUACUUAGGAUUUUCAUUUAGUGGGCUUGUUGCCUAUGACAUUCAGGAGGAUGGGGCAAAAGCGAAUAAUCUUAUCAAUAUGUAG
Molecule: messenger RNA, 5262 nt
Organism: Pelodiscus sinensis (Chinese soft-shelled turtle)
Lineage: Eukaryota; Metazoa; Chordata; Testudines; Trionychidae
Source: RefSeq, a predicted model, not a curated record